Molecule: messenger RNA, 726 nt
Organism: Sciurus carolinensis (gray squirrel)
Lineage: Eukaryota; Metazoa; Chordata; Mammalia; Rodentia; Sciuridae
Gene: C4H12orf60
Product: chromosome 4 C12orf60 homolog
Exons: 1
Coding region: 1-726 (241 amino acids)
Source: RefSeq, a predicted model, not a curated record
AUGUCUUCAAAGUCAGAAAAGGAUAAAGAGAGACUGAUUCAAGCUUCUGAAAUGUUCUUCCUUCGUGUACAAGAUCUUAUUUCCUUCAUGAAUACAUUUACUGAGAUUCUUAACCACAAUAUGAAUACUCAGAUCCCCUUGAUGGUUGUGAAAGAAGAUAAUAACAUUAAGGAUUUCUUUGAACAAAUGCUUAAAAAUUUUAAGGAGAUGCAACAUGUAGUAGAAGAAAAGUUCAACAAAAUGCAAAAGGAGCCUAUGUAUUCCAAGGUUGCCACAGCUAUGUGUUCUAUGGUUGACAAAUGUACCAAUGAGGAUUUGUAUUCUUCAGCUAAAGAAGUGUUUAAAAAUAUCCAGACACCAAUCAUUGUCUCUGUGAUGAGCAAUAGUAACAUCCGUGAGAGUUUGGAAUCUUUUAUUUCACUCUUGAUGACAUUCCCCAUCAUGAAUCUUCAAUUAAGGGAUUUCUAUAGAGGAGAUACCAAAGGGCAAUCAGAUGCCACCACAUCUGAGAAAAUCCUGAGUCCAGACCUUUCCAAAUCCAUCUCAACAGAUGUCCUGAAAAAGUUGCAGGAUGCACUAAAAACCGAGAAUGCCAACGAUCCCAUGGAGUCAGCAGCAGAUCAGUUGGAACAAAUUGUCAAGGGUAUGGAACCAACCAUACAGGUUCUCCAAAAUGCCGUAAAGACCAUGGACAAUGAUAACUUUAAGAAAGUCAAUGACAAGUAG